UGUGAGAUCUGGCACUGGCACCUUACCUGUUCGGUUUUUCUCCCCACGCUAACCUUCAACCACCAAGGACCGAAGCCACACCACACCAGCCGUCCUCGCGAUCUCUCCGUCUCCCAUCCCUCACCGCGCUCUUCUCCGCGCGCCUCCCCGCCGGAUUCGGAGGCGACUCGCGGGGCCGGUGCCCAGGCUGCUGGCGGCGGCAUCCGCGGUGGCGGGCUACCAUGGAGGAUCUGGGCAUCGAGGCGAAGGAGGCCGCGGUGCGCGAGGUGGCGAAGCUGCUCCCGCUCCCGGAGCUCCUGUCCUCUAUCGCCUCCAUCAAAUCCGACUACCUCGCGCGGCAGCAGACAAAUGAUGCACAACUCAGUACAAUGGUGGCAGAACAGGUCGAGCAAGCCCAUGCUGGCAUCAAUGCUCUAGCAUUAUCUCAAGAAACAAUAAACAAACUACGUGAGAACUUCAUUGAUAUAGACAAGUUGUGUCAGGAGUGUCAAACUUUAAUUGAGAACCAUGACAAGAUCAAGCUUCUUAGCAAUGCAAGAAACAAUUUGAACACAACUCUAAAGGAUAUGGGAGGUAUGAUGUCCAUUUCUGUUGAGGCAGCUGCUGCACGUGACUCAUUAAGCAACGACAAGGAGUUAAUUCACACUUACGAGAGACUAACAGCUCUUGAUGGUAAGAGGCGUUUUGCUCUAGCUGCUGCUUCAUCUCACAAGGAAGAAGUUGGAAGAUUAAGAGAAUACUUUGAGGACGUUGAUCGAACAUGGGAAACAUUUGAGAAAACAUUAUGGGGUCACAUCGCUAACUUUUUCAAACUUUCAAAAGAGAGCCCUCAGACAUUGGUUCGGGCUUUGAGGGUUGUUGAAAUGCAAGAGAUCUUAGAUCAACAAGUUGCAGAAGAAGCAGCUGAGGCUGAGGGGGCUGGUGCUAUGGCGACAAUAACAAACCAACGCAGAACUGCAAACAGAAAAGGUGCAGGGGUAACCCCAAGAAAGGGCACUCAAGAAAAAUCAAAGGUUCAGGGAAAGGGCUACAAGGACAAAUGCUAUGAGUCUAUCAGGAUGGCUGUUGAGGCCCGCUUUAAUAAGUUGCUUACUGAGCUUGUUUUUGUGGAGGACUUGAUGGAAGCUUUGGAGGAAGCCAAAGCAAUUGGAGCUGAGCUUGGCGAUAUAUAUGAUUACGUUGCACCAUGCUUUCCUCCUAGAUAUGAAAUUUUCCAGCUCAUGGUAAACCUGUAUACUGAAAGAUUCAUUCAGAUGCUUCGACUUCUCAGUGAUAGAGCAAACGAUAUUCAAAAUAUAAAUAUCCUGAAGGUGACUGGUUGGGUUGUGCAAUAUCAAGAAAAUUUGAUUGGUCUUGGUGUGGAUGAAUCACUUGCCCAAGUUUGUUCUGAAAGUGGUGCAUUGGAUCCCCUCAUGAACAUGUAUGUUGAGCGUAUGCAGGCAACAACCAAGAAAUGGUACAGUAACAUUUUGGAGGCUGACAAAACACAACCACCAAAGAGUACAGAGGAUGGAAAACUAUAUACACCUGCAGCAGUGGAUCUAUUCAGAAUAUUAACUGAGCAAGUUCAGAUAGUUAGAGACAACAGCACAGACGUCAUGCUAUAUCGCAUCGCUCUUGCGGUUAUUCAGGUCAUGCUUGACUUUCAAGCAGCUGAGAGGCAAAGACUUGAGGAGCCGGCUUCUGAUGUUGGUCUGGAAUCUCUAUGUGCAUUGAUUAACAAUAACCUGCGUUGCUACGAACUUUCAUCAGAGUUAAGUAGCAGUACAUUGGAGGCACUUCCACAAAACUAUGCUGAACAGGUUAAUUUUGAGGACACUUGCAAAGGAUUUCUAGAGGUUGCCAAGGAGGCUGUCCUCCAAACUGUUAGUGUUAUUUUUGAAGACCCAGGUGUGCAGGAUCUACUCGUGAAGCUUUACCAGAAAGACUGGCUGGAGGGAAUGGUCACAGAAUAUCUUGUCGCAACAUUUGCUGAUUACUUUGGUGAUGUUAAAAUGUAUAUUGAAGAAAGAUCAUUUCGAAGAUUUGUGGAGGCUUGCAUAGAGGAAACAAUCGUGGUCUAUGUUGAUCAUCUCCUUUCUCAGAAAAACUACAUAAAAGAAGACACAAUAGAGAGGAUGAGGUUAGAUGAAGAGGUGCUUAUGGAUUUCUUCAGGGAACACAUCAACGUGACAAAAGUUGAAAGCAGAGUGCGGAUUCUGGCAGAUAUGAGGGAGCUAGCUUCAGCUGAGAGUUUGGAUAGCUUUACUCUCAUUUACACAAAUAUACUGGAACAUCAACCUGAUUGCCCGCCUGAGGUUGUUGAGAAGCUUGUGGCAAUGCGGGAAGGCAUUCCAAGAAAGGAAGCUAAGGAGGUUGUACAAGAAUGCAAAGAGAUAUACGAGAAUUCGCUCGUGGAUGGCAACCCUCAGAAGUCCGGUUUUGUGUUUGGCAAAUUGAAGUGCUUGACAGCAAAGAAAGGCAUAUGGAGGAAACUUGGGCAGUAAGUGGUGACAUGCAGCAGAGUGGACAGACACCAAGGAAAGACUGUACAUUUCAUUUCUAAAUGAUCAUUCUUUUGUUCUUUUGUCGAUGCUACUGUUGGGUUUCACGUUUAUACUAUCAGUGUGUACGCAGCUUCAGGAGCAAAAGUGUAUAUUCCAUUUUACUUAGCUACAGAGAAUUUUGGUGUAAAAACAUGUAAUUUAUUCAAUAAAAUGAUUGUUAUUUGCAAGAA
Messenger RNA from Sorghum bicolor (sorghum), 2716 nucleotides. RefSeq names its product exocyst complex component SEC6. Lineage: Eukaryota; Viridiplantae; Streptophyta; Magnoliopsida; Poales; Poaceae. Gene Ontology annotation, cellular component: exocyst. The record is from RefSeq and is a predicted model, not a curated record. The coding region runs from base 222 to 2486 and encodes 754 amino acids. Gene Ontology annotation, biological process: exocytosis; exocyst localization. Gene Ontology annotation, molecular function: SNARE binding. The transcript is spliced from 25 exons.